AUGACACGGUUCACCUGGGCAGGCGCCCUGCUCAGCCUCACUCCCUCAGCACCACGCUUGAUGCCGUCACAGCUGUUGAAGUACUCUUCUCUUACCACAUCGAUUUGCCAGAAAUUCAGUGAACUGCACGAGCGUGACCACAACGGACUUCUUCCCAGCCGUACCGACCUAGGACACCAGGCUCGACACCUUGAGCUGCUGACUGAGGCCAAGUCUAGGGGGAUAGGACGACAGAAGAGCAGGGUGUUCCGAACGUGCAUCCAUGAUGACGGCGAAGUCUCAGAUCGGCGCCUUAGCCGAUUGGAACUCGCCAAUUCUUCAGAAUGGGAUACGCGUUCAUUUCUCAGGGGGCAGGGGAAAUCCUUGAGUUCUUUAUCAGGCCUGUCUCAAAGCUCCAAAAAUGCCAUUCAUCUUGAGCUUCUUGGAGGACGAGCCAAAGACAGUGUCGAUCCUGGGCUAGCUUUGGGGAAGCGACGGGCAUCUUCGCCACCUUGUGAUGCUGCUCGUAGAUAUCGACCUGUAUUUUCUGAGCCCGUCGUCGACAUAGACGAAGACAGGGACAAAGAUGAGGAGGAUGAGGAUGAGGUCAUACGAUGCGUGUGUGGCUUGCAGGAGUUUCCGGGAGAAGCAGAUGCCAACGCCCUGUAUAUCCAGUGCGACAUUUGUAAGGUGUGGCAGCACGACAGGUGCGUUGGAAUUACAGGCGUAGCUUCGAGCCCUGAAGAGUACUUUUGCGAGGAGUGCAGGCCGGCCUUCCACGCGGCGGCUUCCCGUCAUUCCGAUGGCCUUGUUCAGACAAGGUUUCAUGCCCCAACACUGAACCCUCGCGCACCUCUCCACACGUCCCACGUCGCCGUCGUCGCCGUCCCCCACCGUCAACAAACAUCAAGGCCUACUUCUUCACCACCACUCCUGGGUGGCCAGGGCCCCGUCGGCCUCGGACAAGCAUUGUUCGAUGCUGCGGCUAAUAUUCCAAGUGACGAUUCGGAUAGCUCCUCCGAGGACGACAUUAUCCCUAGCAAUUCUCGAGUCGACUCCAUACUAGGCCCGCCUUUACCAGAUUCGGGAAGCAAAUUAUCCUCAUUCGUCUGCAACCUCUGCAACCGCCGCUUCCGCCGCCAGGAGCACCUUAAGCUCCACUACCGCUCUCUACACACGCGUGAGAACCACUUCGAGUGCUCUGAUUGCGGCAUGAAGUUUGCCCGCAGCGACAAUCUCUCCCAGCACCUGCGCACCUCCCAUGGCUCCGGCGCGGUCAUUACGGGCAUGUCUGACCACUCUAAGAUACAACAGCCAAUACUGUAUGCAUCCUCCAGCUCUACGACUGUUAACCCACCCACUGUCCCACGCGCUUUCCCGCCUACGAAGGGUUCUAUGUAUAUGCGCUACACCAUUUCACAAGAUGCUACAACCGCCGCGGGGAUCCAUAAGAUGUCGAGCAAUCCCGAUCCCCCGCCGCCCACUGCGCAUUCAACCGGACAUCACAUCAAGACCGGCGAGUUUAUGCAUAAUACAUCCUGCAAUGGAUCUACUCAGUUCGCCCGAAUCCGCCAUUGCGAUCUAAGAUUUACCGAAAUAUUCGUCCAACGACAGAAUACGAAAAUUACUAUGGAUAUUGAGUCCGCGACGAGGACCGCAGCCUACCCUGAGGUGAGCGUUGUAGGCCACGAAACCGCAACGUCCACAGACACGCCGAUAUCCCUGAGAGGAGAAGUAGCUGGGACCCCCAAAACCUUCACAUCAUUUGAUUUUCCAUCAAGGGAUAUAGCUUCCGGUGGCCUACCGCGUUUGAAGAGAUAUGGAACACCGCCAGUGCGCGAACUACUAAGAGGCCCACAGAGACGAGGCCGCGGGGGGAGAGUUCAUUUUGGAGUGCUUCGAGAACGGCAGAAGAACCCUAGACUUGCCUUGACGAAGAAGCGACGCGGCUCUUCACCGCCUUCUGGGGAUCCUAAAAGCAGCCGCCAGAUAAUUGGAUCUAUCAAUGGCUCCAAGCCGCCAUUCUAUCUGCCGAACUCGCUGGUUUACGCACCAAAUUCACCGGAAUACAACCCGAGUUCCCUGCAUGCAGCAGAUUAUCGCUGGAACCGACCAGCAGUGACGACCGCUAACGCUGUGGAUACAUUGCAACCUUUGGGGCAGUUAUAUGACUCGCUCGCCACGCCUCCUCACUUGCAAUACCAACAUGAUAGCGGCGUUCUAAACCAGGACGAAAUUUUCCACCCUAAGUCCCAGCCGUCGGGCGUGCUCUUCGGCCAGGUUGCUCAAAGUGCCGAUUUCAGUAUGCAACCUGAGCAUCAACAGAAUAUUCGGAAUGAGUGGGAUAAUACCCCCAACAGCGCCCAUUCUUGGAUCGAUUCACCUCCGGUAUUCCAGCGUAAACGGCGACCAAAAUUCGUCCUAGGCGGCUCGUCUGAUGAAUCAACUUCUGAGUCCGAUAACGAGUGGUCUACUUCUGACACGCAUGGGGAGAAAGAUAAAAAAUCGAAGGACGGUACAGCCGGAGCACGAAACCAGGAACCGGCGCUGUACAUGUCUUACACUAUUUCGCGAGAUACUACAAACCCCUCAGGCACCCAGAAUGCGGAGAAGUUCCUCGCGAUCAAAGACCGUCAAUCGGUUCUACCUUCCAAAUCCGUGCUCAAGGAUUGGCGUACCUCGCCCGUUCAUUCCCCGAUUGCCAAAGGUCCAUGGACACAUCCAACAAGCACCGUUGGCCUCGCCGCACGAAGGCAUGCCCCAGCACAUGCCAGACUCCUCAUCUCCUCGCUACAUAGCAGUGCCACAGCGCACGCCCACUGGGGCUACGAACAACGCGAACCCCUCGAGGAUCCCCACAGCUCUUGA
Molecule: messenger RNA, 2847 nt
Organism: Trematosphaeria pertusa
Lineage: Eukaryota; Fungi; Ascomycota; Dothideomycetes; Pleosporales; Trematosphaeriaceae
Exons: 6
Coding region: 1-2847 (948 amino acids)
Biological process (GO): negative regulation of silent mating-type cassette heterochromatin formation; negative regulation of rDNA heterochromatin formation
Cellular component (GO): Rpd3L-Expanded complex; Rpd3L complex
Source: RefSeq, a predicted model, not a curated record